GAGGCACAGUUGAAUAACGGCGAGGACAGGGAGGACGGCCGGCGGUACCGAGGGUCACAGGGAUGUACAGUAAACACAGGCAGAAAAAUGCCCAAAUCUCACCGGCAAAAUGUGGACGUUUACUCGUUUUUCUUUCUUUUCUGCUGCUGAACGGCACACUGGAAAGAGCCCGCGGAGACACUGGAGAACAAGAGCUGCGCAGGGGAAGGACAGUGACGGCGCAGUGGCUUUCUCAAGGCCGAACCAAGAGGGAUGCUGAGACUGCGACACAGGAAGAAUACCCAGUCAGAGGGGAAAUCGUGCUCUCAUCCAAUGACCUCCAACUUGUGCUACAAUUAGAACGUAAUCACGAGCUUUUGGGUCCAGACUUUACAGAGACCUAUUACACAGAAGAUGGGCAGCCGGUGACUGUGACCAAUCACAAUUACACUGAUCACUGCUUCUACCACGGCCAUGUAAGAGGACAUCCAGAUUCCUGGGUCGCUCUCAGCACAUGCUCAGGAGUCAGGGGCCUGAUAUCCUUGAAUUCUAGUGACACCUACUACCUGGAGCCAAUCAGCGGUGUGGAUCCAAUGCACCACUCACUGUUGAGUGCUAAGGAACUGCCAGUUGAAGGUGGAAACUGUGGCCACGGCCAUCACACCACACAAUUCAACCAUAUCUCCAACCUGCUCAGACCAUUUCAUUCACGGGUCAAAAGAAACACCUGGGGUACCACAAAGUACAUGGAACUGUACAUUGUGGCAGACAACACACUGUUUAAACGGCAGAAUAAAGACUAUGAAAAGACCAAGGCAAGGAUAAUGGAAAUUGCCAAUUACGUGGAUAAGUUCUAUAGGGCACUGAACAUCCGUGUGCCUCUAAUUGGUCUGGAAGUUUGGACCGACAGAGAUCAGUGUAUCAUCACCGAGGAGCCAAACGCCACUCUCUGGUCCUUCCUCCAGUGGAGACAAAAGCUGAAAUCUCGCAAGAAACACGACAACGCCCAGCUGCUCACGGGUGUGAUUUUCAAGGGGACAACUAUUGGGAUGGCACCGCUGGAGGGGAUGUGCAGCCUGGAAAACUCUGGAGGCAUCAAUGUGGACCACUCGGAGCUGUCCAUCGGCGCAGCGGCUACCAUGGCUCACGAGAUCGGCCACAACUUCGGCAUGAGCCACGACCACGACGGCUGCUGCGUGGAGGCCACCGCCGAGCAGGGAGGCUGCGUGAUGGCUGCUGCCACGGGGCACCCAUUCCCUCGAGUCUUUAGUCGCUGCAGUAAACGCGACCUGGACAGCUACUUCCAGAAAGGAGGGGGCAUGUGUCUUUAUAACAUGCCCAACAUGAAGGACCUGGUGGGGGGCAAGAAGUGCGGCAAUGGCUUUGUGGAGGACGGAGAAGAAUGCGACUGCGGAGAACCUGAUGAAUGCACCAAUGACUGCUGCAAUGCCAAUAAUUGUACCUUGAAGGAGGAGGCUCAGUGCGCCCAUGGAGUGUGCUGCGAGGGCUGCAAAUUGAAGCAGGCAGGUACCAUGUGCCGGGGGCCAGCGGGGGCAUGUGACCUGCCAGAGUACUGCACCGGGGCAUCUCCUUACUGUCCUGCCAAUGUCUACCUGCUGGACGGCUCCUCCUGUCAGUACGGAGUGGCCUACUGCUACAAUGGCAUGUGCCUCACCCACGAACAGCAGUGCCUGCAGCUCUGGGGCUACGGAGCUCGACCGGCCCAUGAUGCCUGCUUUGAGGAUGUCAAUGCAGCAGGGAACGCUUUUGGGAACUGCGGGAAAGAUGAACACGGCAACUACAUGAAGUGUGAGAAAAGGUAAGAGAAGGUGACACA
Messenger RNA from Stegastes partitus (bicolor damselfish), 1816 nucleotides. Its product is annotated as disintegrin and metalloproteinase domain-containing protein 19-like. The coding region runs from base 63 to 1802 and encodes 579 amino acids. Gene Ontology annotation, biological process: proteolysis. Gene Ontology annotation, molecular function: metalloendopeptidase activity. The record is from RefSeq and is a predicted model, not a curated record. The transcript is spliced from 15 exons. Lineage: Eukaryota; Metazoa; Chordata; Actinopteri; Pomacentridae.